AUGGCCCAGUCAUCUCGUGUAAUACUUAGGAUGAGCUUUGAGGAAGAGGAUUAUCCUUCAAACCUCAAAGCCGUUCAAGAGUCUCGGGGUGAUAUUACGAAGGCGUCUGUAGAGAGUAUUGUUGAAACCGAAUCGACUGCCGAUAGCUGCGAGGUCUAUCGCGGGUCGGAUGACGGGUUCCAAUGCGAGUCUUGCUAUCAUAGACCUAGCCACUGGACCUACGAAGUGGAACCGAUUGUUAUGAUGCACAAGAAACAUGAUCUUAUUGGUCGGCCUGAAGGCCUCAGUUUUGCCCCUUGCAAGUGUUCUAAUAAACCUCGGGUAGGAAACUACGGGGACGAGGACAAAAGCCUGGAGGGAAAUCGUCCUGGAGUGUCUGUGCCACUUGAGACCUGGCUACAAGAAAAAGAACAUGUAGGGCCAAACGUAAUAUUUAAAGGUUUAGAAACAGUCUCCGGUGGAGCCGAAUUAGGUCUCGAUUCUUUGAGCCUAUCCUCAAACGAACCCGAGGCCGUAGUCGACGCUGAUGAGGCCUUACUCGACGGAAAUACCGUCUCAACCGGAACCCUGGGCAUCAAAAACAAACUAAGAAUUCAAUCUCAUUUACCAAACGAAAAUGAGGAGAUACCGAUAGAUCUAGAGGAAGAAUUUUGCGGGACAACAGCGAACUUCAUUUUCUUGGCAAAUCUAUCAGCGCGAUUUGCAUGCCCAUUCGCGAAGCUGGACCUAGCAGCUUAUCGGACCUGUAUGAUUGUUAAUCGCGGAGAUGUUUCGGGGAUCAGAGACCAUCUUGAAAAGAGGCACGGUCUCCAAAACCUUCCAAGGUUUGACUAUAAAGUCGAUCCAUCAACUUACUGGGAAGGACUUUUUACGUCCGUUCUAUCACACGACCAGGAACAAUAUAUUGAGCCUCAACACCACUCACCUUAUUUCGAUUUCAGUACACUUCUCCAGGAUGCUAGCGACCUCCGCAGAACGAAACGAAACGGUGUGACAAUAGACAAGAGGGACUGUGCGCCCUUGCCGUCAGAAGAUAAGAACGGCUUGCUUUGGAUCUCCGCCGACCAAAAGCUUGAUCUACAUAGCAGAUACUCCGCAAACAAUUCAGAUGAUUUGUCGGCUUUGGUGGUUUUAGAUUAUUUGAGUGCUGUCUUAAUCUCUGAUGAAGCGGCAAAGCGUUGGCUUGCAACUGAAAGCCAACAUCUUGCCUCGUAUACCCAAUACGGUAUCAAUACUGGUACCCGCUCCGGAGCUAAAGAACAGCAUAAUAAAGGCCCACCGGCUUCCAAUUCGUGUUCUUCUGGAGCCGCGGUGUCUUCGAAAAAGUCGAGGCAAAAACGGAGCGAAAAAAAGAAACAAUAUAGGCUGCUACGAUAUGUUGGGGACAGAGGGUCUGGAGAUGAAGAUGAUGAAAAGGCACCGGAAAAGCGGAAACCCCAGAGUGGAACCUCCCGGUAUUUGAAAAAGUUAUGGCGCUGUCCAUACUCCAUCAUCCGAUGUGAGAACCAUAAAAAAUGUUGGCUUGAUCGUCGUGGAGAGAUCAUGAGACAGGAUGUGGCUGGAAUCAGAGAGCAUUUGACAAGGGCCCAUUUUCAAAAUAACUUGCCAAAGGACUUGACUGCCGACUUUGCGCCAACUUGGAAAGAUCUUUUUGAGGGUUGUCUAAAAGAAUCUUGCCAUGAAAACUGGUCAAGUCUGGGUUUCCAUGCUACCUGGUAUCGAUAUAUUGAUGAAUGUACUGUUCCCUCUAACAAGGCAAAACGUAAUAUUUCCUCCGACCAGGCGAAAUGUUACACCCCACAGCAAGCUUCCGCUCUCAUAGCUGCUGGUCUUGCACACAUCGAUGAUCCUGAAAUAUUUAAGUGUCCGGGUGCAGGUGGUUUGGAGAACGCGACUUAUUUAAAAGACGAUAACUUUGAACCAGAAGCCUUGUUUGUAGGUAAUUUUGACGAAGAAGUCGGGGCCCGAAACAAUUUUUCACAAGUUGAAGAAUCGGUUUCCUUUGGGGAGUUAGAGCCAGUUCUGAAUACCCAUACGCUUGCAGAUUCACAGGAUAGUGUUCCUAGAUACGAUAUCGGGCAACAACCAGGGUAUAGCCUAUUGGAAGAAAACUGGUCUAUCCCUCAAAAAAUAGGUCCCCAAGAGCAUUCAAUGAUUCCAACCCAAGCUGCAGACGCCGUGAAAACUGAAGCUGAUACUAUAAACCCCCAGCCAGUGGGAAUCUCCGCUAUUCUCGAAGGGGCUGUUGAACAAAGUCGAGUUACACAAUCUCAAAAUUCGACAGUGUUGUCACCACCUAGGCUUGGGAAGCGCCCCGCGAAUACCCCCCAUAAGGCAAACUCAAACGAUGACAACCUACGAAAUGAAAUUCUAGCACCACAAACCGGUGAUUUAGAAAUGGUUAUCAAGGUCCGGCAUCGGCCAGCCGUUGAUACGGAAGGAGCCCUAGCAGUGAGAACCAUGAAGUUUCGGAGCUUGGAAGAAUUACGAUCGGGAUUUGUUGGUCGUAUGCGGAAGCAAUUUCAUGGAUCGAGCUUUGACUGGGCUCAUCCUCGGUGGCAGCUCCAGGGCCUUAAAACGGGAGCUCGGGUCAGUUGUAUUCAAGACCUCGAGGAAGAGCUAACCCGGGGCAAUAAUAUGUAUUAUCUGGUGGACUAUGAUCAAGCAAACGCUAAAGAAACGAGGACUUCGGGAAGCUCGCGAGAGGCGCCCAUUGCAACGAGCACAUCCAUGGUUAGAGUUUGCAGAACUUCUCGUCAAAGUCCGCGCCACGGAGUUGAUGUUGGGAUUCCUGAAUCUUGA
Molecule: messenger RNA, 2802 nt
Organism: Orbilia oligospora ATCC 24927
Lineage: Eukaryota; Fungi; Ascomycota; Orbiliomycetes; Orbiliales; Orbiliaceae
Exons: 6
Coding region: 1-2802 (933 amino acids)
Source: RefSeq, a predicted model, not a curated record